AUGGCCCACAAGCUCGAUGGGGACGGCCCGAUAGGUGAGCUAUGCAACUGCUUCGAUCUAUUGGUGGAUGGCGACAAAGGGGUCAUCACCUUCGAUAGCCUCAAGAGGAACUCUGCUCUGUUGGGCCUACAUAACUUGAGAGAUGAAGAUUUGCUUUCCAUGUUAAAGGAAGGCAAUUUCGAUGGUGAUGGUGCCUUUAAUCAGAUGGAUUUUUGCAUCUUGAUGUUUAGAUUGAGCCCUAUGCUCAUGGAAGAGUCCUACCUUUGUUUAGACGAAGCUUCAGAAUAUGAAUUACAGCAUCAGCGUUCAAUAUCUCUUUAG
Messenger RNA from Juglans regia (Persian walnut), 321 nucleotides. Its product is annotated as calcium-binding protein KRP1-like. The transcript has a single exon. Bases 1 to 321 code for a protein of 106 amino acids. NCBI's taxonomy places the organism in Eukaryota, Viridiplantae, Streptophyta, Magnoliopsida, Fagales, Juglandaceae. The record is from RefSeq and is a predicted model, not a curated record. Gene Ontology annotation, molecular function: calcium ion binding.